AUGGAUGAUCCGCUAAGCCGAGGCAGCUCCUUCAGCCCUUCGGAGUCCUUCGAGCUCACCGCGCUCCAGUACGCCUGCAAGAAGGGCGUGCUCGAGGAGGUGAAGUAUCUCAUUGACAGUGGGGCUGAGCUGGACACAGGACCUGAUCCUGCUCUGCAUCUAGCCCUCAGGAAGGGCUACUCAUCUAUUGCAUUGACACUGCUUCAGGCUGGGGCUGAGUAUGAAGUUAGAGACUCUCAUGGUGAUUACCCAAUUCACAUUGCAUGCUCACAUGGUUUACUCAGCAUUGUACAUACUUUAUGUACACUGGGCUGCAAUGUUGAAGUGCAGACCAUCAAAGGGCUGUUCCCUUUGCAUUUGGCCGCAAAAUACGGACAUAUUCAGAUAGUACGUUGUCUCUGCUCAUCUGGGUGUAACAUCGACGUGAAAAACGCAGACAACAUACGAGCGGACAUCACCGCGCUGAAAUACGGGCACAAUGACAUUGCCGAGCUGCUGGAUAGACUGAGGGCGACUGGAAAUCGCGAUUUGUAUGCGCGACAACUGGUGCCCACUUCGAAGCCGGCCAUCCGGCUUUCUUUGCGACUGCUGGGGAACUGCGCCGCUGGCAAAACGUCGUUGUUUAAGUCGCUGGGCGCUGGUUUGUUUAGUGCUUUGUUUCGUAGAUCCAGUUCGCUUCAAAGUAACAAAUCGCGUCCAUCGUCGCCGCUUCACACUCACAUCGAAAUGGACUUGACAUCCAGGCAAAAUUCGUUAAACUUUGAGUCAUCUGGGAAUCAUAACUGCACGAAUGGUAUCAGCGUACAGAAUGUUGAUAUCUCAAAUGUUGGAAUCGUCACAGUAUGGGAAUUUUCCGGCCAAGAAAACUACUUCCCCACAUAUCACAAUUUCCUAUACCCAAAUCCUUACUCGAUGACAGCGAUUCUCUUCAAUCUCGAAGAACCUCCGAGCGUUCAAGUGAAACAAGUCUCCUUCUGGCUGAAUUUCCUCUGUGCUCGUCAACAAGCCGACUUACCAACAUGUGAAUAUGGCAAGAUUAUUUUAAUAGCAACGCAUGUGGAUGCGACGCGUUCAGUCAAGAACCAGCAAGGCGAGUGGAUCAGCUCCGAUGCGCAGAAAACCACCGAAACGAUUAUGAAGCUCUUCCCGCACGUGUCGAAUCUGUCAAAGGAUACAAUCGUCAUGGACUGCAACGUGCCGGCAUCGUACGCCUUCAAGCAAUUGAAGACUUUGCUGUGCGCCAUUAAGCAGGACUGCAUUCGCGGCUCGGUGCUAGAUAAUUUUAUAAGGCAAGGUACGCAGGCUGGAUAUGAUUUGUUAACGACGCCUUGCCCAAAGCAAACGAUAGGAUCGUGGACGGGAUUACUCGAAGCGAGUUUGCUGUGGUUGGCGACCCUGCAGAAGCAGUACGAGCAGUUUCCAGUGCUCAACCGGAAGACGUUUUCGGCGUUACUGCGGACCCAGGUGAAUCUGCUCACCUCCGAUGAGCAUAUCUACGAACUGCUCCAGCAGCUGCAUGCGAUGGGGGAGGUGCAUUGUGUGCACAACUUGAUUGUCCUGAACGUCAACUGGCUCGGCAGCAAUUUAAUCGGAGAGUUAUUGUCGAUGCGGUUUUUGGAGCAUGCGAGGGUGACGGGGGUUUACACUGCGGAGGAUUUUCAAGCUUGUUUUAAUCAAUGUGAUGCCAUUGCUGUGCUUGAGUUGCUGGAGGCUUUAGAUUUAUGUAUUCCGUGUGAGGUUGAAGAGGAUAUCGAAUAUGAGUUUCCCAUGUACAAUUUGACUGAGACGCUCGCAGGAUUAUGGGAUCCUGACGAUCCGCGCUACGCCAACGACGACUGUUGUUACGGAGGAGUUCGUUUUCGGACUGCCCCGAACGUACUGCAUAUCUUCAACGCUGUUUUCUGCUAUAUUCAGGUGGAAAUGCGUAAAUUAGCCCUAGAAUAUUCCGACAGUGACAUCGACUUAUACCAGUGGUUCAAAGGCUCGAAAUUCUGCACAGUUUCAUUGGAAACACUAGUCACCCUCGUCGAGGACGACGAUGGGGAUGAAUACAUCGAAGUGAAAAUUCGCGGACCAAGACAAAGCUCAAAAUAUUGUUUUUACUUUUUUGAACAGAUCAUUGCGACCAUUUCACAAGCAAUUUAUAAUGUGUGCCCUGGUGUUCUCUACGAGCGUCGAAUUUUAAGCACGAACCAAUUACGAGCGCACGACAACAAUGUCCAUGAAUACGACGCACAUAUCGUCACAUCCGCCAUGUUGGAGAGCGAGUCCAUCUUGGACGUCGCUUUUCGUAACCAAAUCACUGACCAGCAGGAAAGUCUGGUUCAAUUGGUUCUUUUCGAUAAUCCAGAUUUAAUCUGUAAUAUUCAAUGGGGAUGUGCAUUGAAAGUAAACGAACUGCCAGCGCCGGUGAAACUGAAGCUCUGUGGGAUGUUAGACCCGCCAGAGUCGCAUGGCCGCGACUGGUGUCUGUUGGCUUUGCGUCUUGGCUUGUCACAGGAAAGAAUCGCCGCGCUGGAUACACAACACACCAGUUGUACGAUGCGAUUGCUCUCCAUUGCUAACUGCACCAUUGGUGCGCUUGUCUCCAGUCUGUACGAGAUUGACCGUAAGGACGCGGCAAUGGCCGUCCUGCAACUCUCUCCAAUACACAAGAUCAUCGCCAGCGAUGAGCCGCUCUAGAUCGUUCUUAACUUACAUCCUACGAAUACACGUGUACCACGAUACGUAAUUUACAUCUACAUCAACACUUUACACUUGCAUUUUUUACACUUGUAUUGAUUCCAUGUUGAUUCCGAAGUGAAAACACCGUCCACUUUAAUCGUUCGCUUUAAUCGUUAAAUGUAUGAGAGUUUUUCUUACGUUUCUGUUAUCAUUCUUGUUCUGAUUUUAUCAAAUUAUUUAUUACUAUGCAAUUGUUCUUAUGAUGGAUCCUAGAAUACUUCUAGCUGAAUUUGUAUUUACUAGAUUGUGUCUCACUUUAAAUGCUAGUCGAUAAUGCAAUUUGCGCUGAGGGGAAACUAAUUGAAUUGCAGCAGGGACUCAGUAUUGUACAAAUGUGAUAAAAAUAUUUCUACAAUUGUGAAUAUGACUACUGAUCUAGUGAUAAGUGAUACUUGGUAGAUUAUACAAACAUUUGCAUGCAUCACUUUUAUCUAUUGUCGGGGAGAGCGAAUAAAAUUCAAAUUUUACUCA
Dalotia coriaria is the source of this 3195-nucleotide messenger RNA. Its product is annotated as death-associated protein kinase 1-like. The record is from RefSeq and is a predicted model, not a curated record. Gene Ontology annotation, molecular function: protein binding. The coding region runs from base 1 to 2682 and encodes 893 amino acids. NCBI's taxonomy places the organism in Eukaryota, Metazoa, Arthropoda, Insecta, Coleoptera, Staphylinidae. The transcript is spliced from 12 exons. Gene Ontology annotation, biological process: signal transduction.